AUGGGGAAGAAGGAACCGAAGCUAGCGGUCACGGUGACUAAAACGACAGCUUUUGAGCACUUGUAUGAAGAGCUCGAUGCAAAAGAGGGGGUAGAAAGUUGUACAAGCUCGCCAAGAUUCGCCAAGGGACUAAGACGAGUAUCUAGAGUGCGAAAGUUCGGUGGUGUGACAGAGAAGUGGAGGUUGGAAGUGAAGCUCGAUGCCUGGUGGGUGAAACGGAGGCUCGCAUCCGGGUUACUGUGCGAUAAGAAUAUGUCACCAAGGCUUAAAGAUAAAUUCUAUAGAGUGGUGGUUAGAUCGACUCUGUUGUAUGGUGCAGCAUGUUGCCCACUCAAAAAUACUCACGUCCAGAAAAUGAGUGUAGCGGAGAUGAGGAUGCUCAGGUGGAUGUGUGGGUGUACUAGGAUGGAUAUGAUUAGGAAUGAAGUUAUAUUGGGCAAGGCAGAAGUGGCUCCUGUAGCGGACAAGAUGAGGGAAGCGAGAUUGAGAUGGCGUUUGGGCAUGUGCAGAACAGGUGUGUAG
This is a messenger RNA of Lycium ferocissimum, 522 nucleotides long. RefSeq lists its product as uncharacterized. The coding region runs from base 1 to 522 and encodes 173 amino acids. The transcript has 3 exons. Lineage: Eukaryota; Viridiplantae; Streptophyta; Magnoliopsida; Solanales; Solanaceae. The record is from RefSeq and is a predicted model, not a curated record.